AUGGAGACAUAUUACAUUCUCUUUGUUCAAAAAUGUCAUCAAUGUAAAAUUCAUGGUGAUUUAAUUUAUGUUCCACCAAAUGAACUCAAUGUGAUGAGUUCUCCUUGGCCGUUUCCUGCAUGGGGCAUGGAUGUCAUCGUUCCAUUUGAUCCAUCCGCAUCAAAUGGACAUACGUUCAUUGUGAUGAAUGGAGUAGUUGAGGCUUCCAACAAGAACAUUAGGCGAAUAUUGCGAAAGAUGAUUGAUAACUAUAAGCAUUGGCAUAAGAAUUUGCCAUUUUCCCUCCUUGGCUAUCACACCACUAUUAGAACUUCUACUGGAGUGAUACUUUAUCUUUUUGUUUUUGGAAUAGAAGCCGUGUUACCUGUAGAAGUAGAGAUACCAUCUUUGAGAAUCAUUCAGGAAGAUGAGUUGAGUGAUGCUAAAUAG
This is a messenger RNA of Capsicum annuum, 429 nucleotides long. RefSeq lists its product as uncharacterized. The transcript is spliced from 2 exons. NCBI's taxonomy places the organism in Eukaryota, Viridiplantae, Streptophyta, Magnoliopsida, Solanales, Solanaceae. Bases 1 to 429 code for a protein of 142 amino acids. Gene Ontology annotation, molecular function: nucleic acid binding. The record is from RefSeq and is a predicted model, not a curated record.